AUGGAGAGGACUUGGAGUGUGUGGCUCUCAGUGAACAAUCAGGACAAUAAGUUUAUUUUGUUCGCUAUGGAGGAAUAUCACUUUCCAUCUAUGCGGGUCCUAAAAUACAUUACCUCAGUAAAUAGGGAUGGCGACCCUGUUCGCAGAAUGUAUUCAGAAAGCCAAUGCUUUCCAAGGCUCAACGGAAAAACAGAAUUACCCUUAAAACUGGAAGUGAAUUCUCAAGUCACCUUUCUGGUAGUCGUUGGUACUGGAAAACUCCCCCACCCCCGGAAGUCCCUCCUGAAGUCCUUCAGUAAAAGGCCAACGAGUCUGGGCAAACACAAAAAGAAAUUCAGCCCUCUGGGCAAGAGCCCUCUGAACCAGGGAGAUGCUUCGGCCCCCAGUCUGCCCAAACAGGCAGCCAGCACAUCUGGACCUACACUCCCUGCUUCCCAAGCAAUGAAUCCGCAAGCACAAAGGCAGGUGGGGCUGCUGACCAGCAACCCCGCCACGUCAUAGACAAGCUCUGGAAUCUGCAUGAACGGUAACUUUAAGCAAACCCACCGUGGCCUCCUGAAAAGUAAUUCGGGACAGAGUUUGAUGAACCAGGCCAGGCAAGGGCCGGCAUAAGUCAUGAAUGGAUCACAUGGGGCUGCUGGCCGAGGGCAGGGGGCUAGCAUGCCAUAUCCAGCCCCAGCCAUGCAGGGGGGCACGGGUAGGGUCCUGGAUGAAACGCUGACGCAGGUGUCGCCGCAGAUAGCUGAUCAUGGACUGAACACGGCAGAAGCAGGAGGUUGUAUGACUAAGAUGGGGAUGACAGUGAACACAAGUCCCUUUGGACAUCCCUUCAGCCAGACUGGAGGACAGCAGAUAAAGGCCCCCAGAGUGAACCCUCAGCUACCCAGCAAACAGAAUAUGGUCAAUAGUUUGCCUCCCUUCCCUACAGACAUAAAGAAUGCUUCAGUCACCAACGUGCCAAGCAUGUGUUAGAUGCAAACAGCAAUGGAAAUUUCACCCAUACAAGUAAUUGCUACGGGCCCCACAGGUGACCCUGAAAAACGCAAACUGAUCCUGGGGUCUCCUGCAAGUGGGAUUCCAAGCACAAUUGGGUCUGUGGGUACAGGCCAGCAGAAUAUCUCAGCUCCAUGCUGUGGGCCUAUGCUGCCCUUCCCGAACCAGCCCCAGACACAAACCAGAGGUAUGACUAAGAUGGGGAUGACAGGGAACACAAGUCCCUUUGGACAGCCCUUCAGCCAGACUGGAGGACAGCAGAUAGAGGCCCCAAGAGUGAACCCUCAGCUACCCAGCAAACAGAAUAUGGUCAAUAGUUUGCCUCCCUUCCCUACAGACAUAAAGAAUGCUUCAGUCACCAACGUGUCAAGCAUGUCCCCGAUGCAGAGCACAAUGGGGAUUUUACCCAUACAAGUAAUUGCUGCGGGCCCCACUGCAGACCCUGAAAAACGCAAACUGAUCCUGGGGUCUCCUGCAUGUGGGAUUCCAAGCACAAUUGGGUCUGUGAGUACAGGCCAGCAGAAUGCUACAUCAUUAAGCAAUCCGAAUCCCAUAGAUGUCAGCUCCAUGCUGUGGGCCUAUGCUGUCCUCGGACUGCCCUUCCCGAACCAGCCCCAGACACAGCUACAGCCUCGGGUUCCUGGCCAGCAACCAGCACAGCCUCCAGCUCACCAGCAGAUGAGGACUCUCAACCCUAUGGGAAACAAUACAAUGAACAUUCCAACAGGAGGAAUGAUAACAGAUCAGGAACCACCAAAUCUGCUUUCUCAAUCAGCUCUUCUGACAUCGCUUGGAGCUGCAAAUCCCCUGAUUCCAGUGCCAUCCUCAGUGGCCAGUGCUGAUACCAGCUCGCAGCAGUCAGGAUCUGAAGUUUCAAUGCAGGAGAUGAAAUCCAAAAUCAAGACAUAUGACACUGAGCCUGACGUCAGUGAGCCCCAGGGGAAAUCUGGGUCGGAGAUGACAGACGAGGAUAUUCAAAGAUCUUCCCACGUUAAAGAAACAGGCACAACAAGGCAGGAAUCAGAGCCAAUGGAAGUGGAUGAGAAAAAGCCGGAGGUGAAAACAGAAGCCAAGGAGGAGGAAGAGAGUGGCCCCAAUGGCGCAGCCUCUCAGUCCACUUCUCCCGCACAGCCCCGAAAGAAAAUCUUCAAGCCAGAGGAGCUGCGCCAAGCCCUAAUGCCAAGCCUCGAAGCACUAUUUCGACAAGACCCAGAGUUCUUACCCUUUCGGAAACCCAUGGAUCCAGAGCUCCUAGGAAUCCCGCACUAUUUGGGCAUUGAUAAGAACCCCAUGGACCUCUCCACCAUUAAGCGGAAGUUGGAAACAGGACAGUACCAAGAGCCCUGGCAGUAUGUGGAUGACUUCUGGCUUCUGUUCAACAACACCUGGAGCCACAAACGUAAAACCUCACGGGUCUAUAAGUUCUGUAGUAGACUGGCAGAUAUGUUUGAGCAAGAAAUUGACCCUGUGAUGCAGUCCCUGGGAUACUGCUGUGGGAAAAAGUACGAGUUCUCCUCGCAGACUUUGUGCUGCUAUGGGAAGCAGCUAUGUACAAUUCCUCCGGAUGCCGCCUAUUACAGCUAUCAGAACAGGUAUAAUUUCUGUCAGAAAUGUUUCCGAAAUAUUCGAGGAGAGAAUGUUUCCCUGGGUGAAGACCCAUCUCAGCCUCAGGCAAUAAUUUCAAAGGAUCUAUUUGAAAAGAAAAAGAACGAUAGGCAAGAUCCAGAACCUUUUGUUGAUUGUAAGGAAUGUGGACGGAAGAUGCAUCAGAUCUGUGUGCUUCAUCACGAUAUCAUUUGGCCUUCAGGCUUUGUGUGUGACAACUGCUUAAAGAAAACUGGCACAACGCGAGAAGAAAACCAAUUCAGUGCUAAGAGGCUGCAGACUACCCGGUUGGGGAGUCACUUAGAAGAACGAGUCAACAAGUUUUUGCGGCAACAGAAUCACCCGGACGUUGGGGAGGUCUUUGUCCGGGUGGUGGCUACAUCGAACAAGAGGGUGGAAGUUAAACCCGGCAUGAAGUCUCGAUUUGUGGAUUCUGGGGAGAUGUCUGAAUCUUUCCCUUACCGGACCAAAGCACUGUUUGCCUUCGAGGAGAUUGAUGGGGUAGAUGUCUGCUUCUUUGGGAUGCAUGUUCAGGAGUAUGGCUCUGACUGCCCACCCCCCAACACCAGGCGAGUGUACAUAUCUUAUCUGGACAGUGUCCACUUUUUUCAACCACGCUGCCUCCGAACAGCUGUAUAUCAUGAAAUAUUGAUCGGCUACCUCGAAUAUGUAAAAAAUUUAGGGUAUGUGACUGGCCACAUUUGGUCAUGCCCCCCCAAGAAGGGCGACGACUACAUCUUCCACUGUCACCCGCCUGAUCAGAAGAUCCCCAAGCCAAAACGGCUACAGGAAUGGUACAAGAAGAUGCUAGAUAAGGCAGUCGCGGAUCACAAUAUCCACGACUACAAGGACAUUUUCAAACAAGCAACUGAGGACGGGCUGACAAGUGCCAAGGAGCUUCCUUAUUUUUCAGGAGACUUCUGGCCCAAAGUGCUGGAAGAGAGCAUCAAGGAGCUGGAGCAGGAGGACGACAAAAGAAAGAAGGAAAAGAGUACUGAGGCUAGUGAGCCCACAGAGGGCAGCCAGGAAAACAGCAAGAAUGCCGAGAAAAAGAAAAGGAGGAAGAGAAAGAAAACCAAGAGCAGCAUUAGCCGUGCCAACAAGAAGUCCAGAAUGCUCUGUGAUACAAAAAACUUGUCCCAGAAACUAUAUCCUAUUAUGGAGAAACAGAAAGAGAAUUUUUUUGUGAUCCACUUGCAUGCGGGGCCUGUCAUCAACACUCUGCCCCCCAUCGUUGACCCUGACCCCCUGCUCAGCUGCGACCUCAUGGAUGGGAGGGAUGCCUUCCUUACUUUGGCAAGAAACAAACACUGGGAGUUCUCUUCCCUACGCCGCUCCAAGUGGUCCACACUGUGCAUGUUGGUGGAGUUACACACACAGGGCCAGGACCACGUCAUCUACAGCUGCAACGAGUGCAAGCACCAAGUGGAGACAUGCUCGCAAUGCACCGUGUGUGAGGACUACAAGCUUUGCUACAAUUGUUAUAACACCAAGAGCCACACGCAUAAGAUAGCCAAGUGUGGGCUGGGCCCAGAUGAUGAAGUUAGCAACCAGGGCGUUCCUCAGUCCAAGAGCCCAGAAGAUUCUCGGAGCCAGAACAUCCAGCAUGGCAUCCAGUUACUGGUGCACGCCUGCCAGUGCGUCAAAACCACCUGCUCACUGCCGUCCUGCCAGAAAAUGAAGCACCUUCUACAGCAUGCCAAGGGCUGCAAUCCCAAGACCAACAGAGGCUGCCCGGUGUGCAAGCAGUUCAGUGUGCUCUGCUGCUGCCAUGCCAAACACUGUAAAGUGAACAAAUGCCCUGUGCCCAUCUGCUUCAAUAUCAAACACAAGCUCCACCAGCAGCAGACCCAGCACCACAUGCAGCAGGCCCAGCUCAUGCAUUGGCAGAAGUCCACCAUGAACACCAGCAGCAUGCCUCAGCAAAGUCUGCCUUCCUCUACCUCAGCAACACCCGGCACCACCACGCAGCAGCCCAGCAUGCCCCAGAUACUCCAGCCUCCUGCUCAACCCCAACCCUCCCCUGUGAGCAUGUCCCCUUCCGGCUUGCCCAGCAUUGCCCAGACUCAGCCUCCCACAAUUGUGUACGCUGGAAAGCCCACCAACCAGGUGCCCGCCCCUCUGCAGCCUGCCCAGCCCUCACGAGCUGCUGUGGAGGCAGCCCGUCAGAUCGAACACGAGGCCCAGCAGCAGCAGCACCUGUACAAGGUGAACAUCAAGAACGACAUGUCUCCAGGGCACCCGGGCGUGGUGGUCCCUGUGAGCCAGAUGGCAGCUGUGGGCCUGAGCGUGCCAUGCCCCAGCCAGGUCAGCAGGCCCAUCAUGCCCAUCAUGCCCCCUGGCCAGUGGCAGCAGGUCCCCUUCCCCCAACAGCAGCCCAUGUCAGGCAUGCCCAGGCCGGUAAUGGCCAUGCAGGUCUCUGUGACCGGGCCGCCCAUGUCCAGUGUGCCGCCACCCAGGAGCAUCUCUCCGGGUGCCCUCCAGGACUUGCCCUCCAGGUCGCUCAGGUCUCCUCAGCCAAUGGCCAAAUACGUGGCCAGCCACCCCGGCCUGCAGUCCCAGCAUGGCCUCCUACCACAGCCAGGCCUGCACCAAGAGCUUGGCUCGCAGAACCUGAACGUGCAAGCAGGUGGCCCGUGGCCUGUUGUGCCUCCACAGAACCAAGCCAUGGGCAGCCUGAACCCCCAGCGCCAGGCUCUGAACAUCAUGAACCCUGGGCACAACCCUAGCAUGGCAAGUAUGAACCCACAAUACCGAGAGAUGCUGCGGUGCCAGCUGCUCCAGCAGCAGCAGCAGCAGCAACAACAGCAGCCGCCACUACCACCACCGGGCAGCACUGGCAUGGCGAGGGGCAUGGCCGCACAUGGCCAGUUCCAGCAACGUCAAGGAUCUGGAGGCUACUCCAAGGCCAUGCAGCCACAGUGGCUGCAGCAGCACCUCCCCAUGCAGGGUGGUGCCAUGGGGCAGAUGGCUGAUCAGAUGGGACAACUCGGCCAGAUGGGACAGCCUGAGUUGGGUGCCGACAGCACUGCCAGCUUCCAGGAGGCUCUGCAGCAGCAGAUGAAGCAGCAGAUUGGUUCACCUGGCCAGCCCAACCCCAGGAGUCCCCAGCAGCACAUGCUGUCAGGACAGCCCCAGGCUUUGUACCUCCCGGGCCAGCAGAUGGCCACGUCCCUCAGCAGCCAGGUGCAGUCUCCGGCCCUUGUGCUGUCUCCAAGGCACUCCCAACCACCACAUUCCAGCCCAUAACCAUGGAUACAGGCCCAGCCUUCGCCACAGCACAUCUCACCAUAGAAUGGCUCCCCUCACCCAGGACUUGCGGUCACCUUGGCCAGCUCCAUAGACUGGGGACAUUUGAGGAACACCGAACAGAGUGCAAAGCUCCCACAGCUCAACACCCCCAACAGGAGUGUGCUGUGCCACGCUUCUGUCUGUGGGACUGGACGUUUUGUACCGCAGCUCAGGCGUCCAGGUGCAAUCCUCAUCGACAGAACUGCUGCCAGCCAUAGCCCUGGAAUUACUCUUCUGGCCAUGAGGCAAGAGGACACAAUGUGUAGUAGAGGGUACAAGGCUGAGGAUUUCAGCAGAUUAGGCUGGCACCUGAAAGAACCAGGAGACAGGGUCUUAUCUUAUUGGUUAUCCGAGGCCAUCUCUGAGGUCUCUUGA
Suncus etruscus (white-toothed pygmy shrew) is the source of this 6264-nucleotide messenger RNA. RefSeq names its product histone lysine acetyltransferase CREBBP-like. NCBI's taxonomy places the organism in Eukaryota, Metazoa, Chordata, Mammalia, Eulipotyphla, Soricidae. Gene Ontology annotation, molecular function: transcription coactivator activity; histone acetyltransferase activity; chromatin DNA binding. Gene Ontology annotation, biological process: positive regulation of transcription by RNA polymerase II. The record is from RefSeq and is a predicted model, not a curated record. Gene Ontology annotation, cellular component: histone acetyltransferase complex; transcription regulator complex.